AUGACGAAAAAAUUUACAGAUGAACAAACGCAAGAACUUUUAGAUACAAAUAAAAUUGCAGAAGAAAAGAUUUAUGCAUUUUAUCUCAGCUUUUUUGAUCCGAAAAAGUGUGUUGGUGGCUACUAAAACGAAUACUUGCAAGUUAUGUUUGUAGAUUUAAGUUUAGAUGGACUCAAGCUCCCUAAUAGUUGAUUGGCUUGGAAUCGAUAUUAAGGUUCUUUAAUGCAAUUUAUAUUAGUCAUUGAACUUCUAUGAGUUAAACAAGUCUUUUUUUGCAAUAAGCCGAAAAUCAGACAUCACUUAAAAGUCUAAAUUAUGA
Molecule: messenger RNA, 319 nt
Organism: Paramecium sonneborni
Lineage: Eukaryota; Ciliophora; Oligohymenophorea; Peniculida; Parameciidae
Source: the annotation of a GenBank genome assembly